GAAGCUGUAGUUGAGUGUUAGCAGGCUAACUAGAGAAAGAAAGCUAACUAAUCGUGAGAGUGGAAGUGGAGCUAACGUUAAAGGAAAAGGCAACUGUCAAAACAGCAAGGGGAGCAGAGAUUUUAGUGAAGUGAUAAUUCCGUUAGAUGACUACAUGAACUGAUGUGUAGCUAAGUGAAUCAAAGACCGUGUUUGUCAGAUGCCCGAGGAGCAUUUUGGAUACUAACAUCGAUUGUCCCAUUUCCAAACGGAAACCAUUUCUGGACAGACAGUUUCGUGCUAGCUAGCUAGCUAAGUGAAUCAACCAGGAGACUUUUCAUUGUCACCUAAAAACCCAAACCGAAUGUUUUGUCUGUCAUGAGUCCGGCCGGGUGCUCCCAUGUGAACGGUUAUAAGGUGGAUAAUUGGAAACAAAACCUUCGAGUCAUAUACCAAUGCUUUGUUUGGAGUGGUACUGCUGAGACCAGGAGACGCAAGGCCAAGUCGUGUAUCUGUCACAUGUGUGGCGCCCACCUGAACCGACUCCACUCUUGUCUCUACUGUGUCUUUUUUGGCUGUUUUACGAAGAAACACAUCCACGAGCACGCAAAAAACAAGAGACACAAUCUAGCGAUAGACUUAUUAUACGGUGGAAUAUAUUGUUUUGUGUGUCAAGACUACAUUUACGACAAAGACAUGGAGCAGAUUGCCAAAGAGGAACAGAGGAAAGCCUGGAAAUUGCAAGGUAGAGCAUUUUGUGUUCCGUCAGAGAACUUGAUGCAGCUUUUUAGAAAACAGAUCAUCAUCUCAGUGUCGUCACACAUGUGUACCUUUGUAUCCACAGGAAUAGGGGAGAAAUACACAACAUGGGAGCCGACCAAGAGGGAGCUAGAAUUAUUACGACACAAUCCAAAGCGGAGGAAAAUCACUACGAAUUGUACCAUAGGUUUACGAGGGUUAAUAAACCUGGGCAACACGUGUUUCAUGAACUGUAUCGUCCAGGCCCUUACACACACACCGCUGCUGCGAGACUUCUUUCUCUCCGACAGACACAAGUGCGAGAUGCAAUCAAACUCCUGUCUGGUGUGUGAGAUGUCGCAGCUCUUUCAGGAGUUCUACUCGGGCCACCGUUCGCCCCACAUUCCCUUCCGGCUGCUGCACCUGGUGUGGACUCAUGCACGUCACCUCGCAGGCUACGAGCAGCAAGACGCCCACGAGUUCCUCAUCGCAGCGUUGGAUGUACUACACAGGCACUGCAAAGGGGACACGAUCAGAGAUGACAAUGGGAAGAAGGCCAACAAUCCAAACCACUGUAACUGCAUCAUUGACCAAAUCUUCACUGGGGGCCUGCAAUCAGAUGUUACCUGUCAAGUUUGCCAUGGGGUUUCCACGACGAUAGAUCCAUUCUGGGACAUCAGUCUGGACCUUCCCGGCUCAUCCACGCCUUUCUGGCCCCUCAGCCCUGGAGGGGAUGGCAGCACAGUCAACGGAGAGAGCCACCUGUCAGGGUCCACCACUCUCACAGACUGCUUACGCAGGUUUACACGGCCCGAGCAUCUAGGAAGCAGUGCCAAAAUCAAGUGCGGCGGUUGCCAUAGUUACCAGGAGUCCACCAAACAGCUGACAAUGAAGAAACUCCCCAUCGUAGCAUGUUUCCAUCUCAAACGGUUUGAGCACUCUGCGAAACUGCGGAGGAAGAUCACUACGUAUGUUUCCUUCCCCCUAGAGUUGGACAUGACGCCCUUCAUGGCAUCCAGUAAAGAGAGCAGAAUGAACGGGCAGUAUCAACAGACAGUUGAUGUAUUAAACAACGACAAUAAGUAUUCCUUGUUUGCGGUGGUCAACCACCAAGGCACAUUAGAGAGCGGCCACUACACCAGCUUCAUCCGCCAGCACAAAGACCAGUGGUUCAAAUGCGAUGACGCUAUAAUCACCAAGGCCAGCAUUAAGGAUGUACUCGAUAGUGAAGGGUAUCUCUUAUUCUACCAUAAACAGUUCCUUGAAUACGAGUAGUCUUUGUGACCACUGACCAUGAAGAACCACUGCUUCUAACGAGAGAGUCAAGGGACUGGGGACAGGAUGAGACACAAACACACAAACCUACCUGAAACUCUUUGACUACCAGUCUGCUCCUCCAGCUCUGGAGGACAAACAUAUAAAAAAAGACGUGUGAAAUCAUGCAACCUUUCAAAAAAAAAUAAAAAAAUAAAAACAAGCACUGAGCUACUUCUUGGCAUCUACUUGACGAAACUGAAUGAAGAGGAGAGAAAGGAGGAGGAAGAAGUCGGGCGUCGUCAGUUCCAGGCUUGGGCAGAGGGGAAGAAGAGGCCCCACACCCCUCACCCUCUCUCCCUUCUCCUACCUGCUGCAGGGGCAGAGUCUGAGCGUGACUGACCGUCAUGUCGAUUGGGCACAUCUGGAUUUUUUUUCUUACAGUAUUCUGACCUCCCCCUCCUCCACCCACCCCCUUACACACGCCCUCCAUUUCUCUCCCAUGGUGCUCUUGUUUCAACUGACCAAGCAUUUAACUUGAUGGAAGACAGUUUGUUGUCAUAUGCAUACGGGACUGAACGCAAAAAAACAAACAAAAAACCCAGAAAAAAAAAAAGACUAGAAUCAACGUAUUAUGAACUUUGCAAGAACAUUUUUAAAGGUAUGGUUAUGAUUCUUAUCAUUUGUGAAUUUAGUUAUGAAAUACUGUAUGAAUCUAGUACACAUCUAUUUUUUAAGAGCAAAACAAAAGAAGAAGAAAACAUGGGAGAGCUUAGAGACGCUGCCUUUGCCAGUUGCUGGGGAAGUGCUGCCAUGGAAACUAAGCAGAUUUGGACCUGAGUGUGCUCAUGUUCCAUUAUUUACUGUGUUGAUUGUUUUAUUUUUAAGUCUGGUUGAGGGCAGGGAAUAUCUAUUUUUUUUAGCAACUCAUUGAAAUUUUUGUUUACUGUUCUUUUCAGUGUCUUUUUUGUUUUUUUUUAAUUUUCAGUACAGUCAUAUGUCCCUCGCUGUCCUGGUACUGGAAAUGUUUUUGGACGUAUUAUACUUUCAUUCUUGUGGAAUUGUUGGUAUAAUGAUGGUGAUGGUUAAAUUGGCUCACCCUUUGCUGUUUAUGAAUUGUAUGUUGAAUGUGAGCUUUGGGUUUCGUACGGCAUUCUGAAGAGAAGACUCAAUACAUGAACUCCAGAUGAGGUCCUAUGAUAUGUGAGAAUGCUGUGGUCUCUCGUCAUUCAACACCUUGAAUGCUCUGUGCAAAGAAAAAAAAAAAGAAGCCCGUUUAACAACACUGCAUGCGACUGGGCUUUCAUGAUCUUAUAGUAUGUGAAAAAUUGCCCUCGGUAACGCCUCAAGGCCUGCUGCCCAUCAUGAUUUUUGUUCUGUAGUCUGGGGACGGGAGGGACGAUCAUGUGAGAUACAUAGAGGGUAAAAACACAUUGCACGUAUAUGGGCACUGUGCGACCACAGCCUGGCUCUGAAUCCAUCAGUGUUAAUCUUCUCCAUGGCAACUGUGUGGCUGGUGUAGACCGGUGUGGUUCGUGGUGUGUCUUGCCUCUGCAGUGCAGUAAACCCAGUGCUCUAUUCAAUCAGUAUGCUGUUAAGUCAGACUUUAGAUAAUGCACAUACACAUCAGGGUGUUGUGGUCUGUUUUGUUUGAAUAUCACUGAUUGUGUAUGUAUAAAAGAAAAAUACAGAAUAAUGAAAAAAAAAUUUCACUCAUGUAUAAGAUGAGGGCCCUAACCUAUCACAGUAAUUCCACAUUUAAAAAAAAAACACCACAACCCCUGGUUGUUUAGCUGCUCUGUAAUUGAAAACAAACAUGCAUAUCCUUUGGUCUGCUGAACCUCAGCUAGAGGGCAUCGGCGGGUUUUUCCGAAACAGUAAAAUUAAAGACUUGUGAAACGGUCGCACUUUGGUUUUGAUGUAUCAUGGAGCAGUUAAGGCCACCCAAGGACAUUCAGGGACGCAGCUGAAACGAAAAGGAAGAGGAGAGCUUCAUUAUACGUUUCAGUGAUUAAAC
Messenger RNA from Epinephelus moara (kelp grouper), 3988 nucleotides. RefSeq names its product ubiquitin carboxyl-terminal hydrolase 22-like. Gene Ontology annotation, molecular function: cysteine-type deubiquitinase activity; zinc ion binding. Gene Ontology annotation, biological process: protein deubiquitination. NCBI's taxonomy places the organism in Eukaryota, Metazoa, Chordata, Actinopteri, Perciformes, Serranidae. The transcript is spliced from 12 exons. The record is from RefSeq and is a predicted model, not a curated record. The coding region runs from base 358 to 1992 and encodes 544 amino acids.